This is a messenger RNA of Penicillium verhagenii, 261 nucleotides long. RefSeq names its product YOS1 family protein. Gene Ontology annotation, biological process: endoplasmic reticulum to Golgi vesicle-mediated transport. Gene Ontology annotation, cellular component: endoplasmic reticulum membrane; Golgi membrane; COPII-coated ER to Golgi transport vesicle. The record is from RefSeq and is a predicted model, not a curated record. Lineage: Eukaryota; Fungi; Ascomycota; Eurotiomycetes; Eurotiales; Aspergillaceae. The transcript is spliced from 4 exons. Bases 1 to 261 code for a protein of 86 amino acids.
AUGUUGCUCUUCGGUCUAGGCAACUUGGUCUACGCCAUCGUCCUCCUCAUCAACGCUAUCGCCGUCCUAUCCGAGGACCGCUUCCUGGCUCGCAUCGGAUGGGGCCGAACACAGGCUGAGCCGAGCUUCGGCGCGACCCAAGACAACACCAGCGUUAAGGCGAAGUCGAUCAACCUGAUUGCCAGUGUGCGGACAGUGAUGCGGAUACCUCUCAUCGUCAUCAACACGGUCAUCAUUGUCUACGAACUGAUUCUCGGCUGA